AUGAAGGAAGCCCUCAUAGCACCAGGCCCUAAGGUCCAGAUUAUCGACUCUCCUAUCCCAAAGCCCGGAGCCGACGAAGUCCUUAUCAAGGUCGUCGUGAGCGGGUCCAAUCCUAAGGAUUGGAAGGUACCGGGUUGGCGUAAUGUCACCAUAAACCAGGGCGACGAUAUUGGUGGUAUCGUUCAAGAAGUUGGUUCUAAUGUAACCGAGUUCAAACCUGGCGACCGUGUCGCUGGAUUCCACCAAUUCUUAACCCCUCACGGAUCUUUUGCUGAAUAUGCGAUCUCACCCCAACACACUACUUUCCAUAUUUCGCAGAAGACCACAUUCGAAGAGGCUGCUGCAGUCCCGUUAGCGGCAAUGACAGCAGCAAUUGGGCUCUAUGCCAAGCUUGGUCUUCCGCAGCCGUGGACACCGGCAACCGAGCCCACCCCCCUUUUAAUCUAUGGGGCGGCUUCCGCUGUUGGUGCUUAUGCCGUUCAGCUCGCUCGGAAGAGUAACAUUUACCCUCUCAUCUGCGUUGCUGGAAAGUCUCAGGCCUAUGUGGAGACUUUGAUCGACCGUAGCAAAGGGGACGUCAUCAUCGACUACCGUGACGGAGACGAUGCCGUCGUCGAAGCACUAAAGAAAGCAGUCGGUGAUUCCAAGCUCCUAUACGCAUUUGAUGCGACAGCGGAGUACAAUAGCUACGUCAAUAUAAGUAAGGUCGUGGCCGAGGGCUCCAAGGUAACGAGUGUACUACCUCCGCAGAACUUCGAAUACCCAGCCCAUGUGUCGCAUUCGGGUACCCUUGUGGGCUCGGUGCAUACCGAAGAUAAGGACUUCGGUUACGUGUACUCCCGAUACUUCGGGAGAGGGCUGGAUGAGGGCUGGUUCAAGGCACAGCCGCAGGUCGUCGUGCCGGGCGGACUCGGGGGAAUUCAAGAGGCAUUGGAUAAUCUGAAGGCCGGCAAAGCAAAUGCUAUUAAAUACGUCUUCCGGAUUGCUGAAACGGAAGGAGUUCAGUAA
Molecule: messenger RNA, 1008 nt
Organism: Daldinia childiae
Lineage: Eukaryota; Fungi; Ascomycota; Sordariomycetes; Xylariales; Hypoxylaceae
Product: Protein TOXD
Exons: 3
Coding region: 1-1008 (335 amino acids)
Molecular function (GO): oxidoreductase activity, acting on NAD(P)H
Source: RefSeq, a predicted model, not a curated record